GAGAGAGCACAGGAGAGCAAGAAAAAGAAGCCGGAGCUGAGAGAAAGAGAGAGUCGUAGGAGGGAGAAGGAGAAUGCACGGUGUCUGGGUAACACUUCCACGCUUGUGUCCAGGGCCUUUGUGAAUACACCAUGGGAUGCAUCGGCUCCAGGAGACUGACGGCAGACGGUGUGCCGGUCCAAAAGGAUGGAGAGCAGCAUGGACGUUCAGAAUUUUCAUGGGAAGGAAUCAAUCUGUCUAUGGAAGACACCACAUCGAUCUUGCCCCGGCUCAAGAGGAACUCAAACGCCUAUGGCAUCGGGGCUCUGGCUAAGUCUUCUCUGUCAGGUGUGUCAGGAGUCACACGGACCAUGAAAGAAAGAGUGACGAAGCCCACAGCCAUGGCCCAGGGUCGCGUCGCUCACAUGAUCGAAUGGCAAAACUGGGGCAUGUCGACAGUGGGCGCGGGCGGAGUGCCCCAGGCCCGCAUCAGCACCCAGGAGCGGGAAAAGGAGCGGCGGCUGGAGAACGACGCCUACAGCGACCUCAGCGAUGGGGAGAAGGAGGCCCGUUUUGCUGCAGGUAUCCUGCAGCAGUUCGCUAUCUCAGAGGCAACGCUCCUGGCGUGGUCAUCGAUGGACGGCGAGAGCCCGCGGUCGGGAUCAAACCAGGGCAGCGUGGCUCACCUGAGCGAGGUCAACCAGGAGAGCAUCACCAGUCGAGAUCAGAUAUUGCACCACUCCUCGGCAGAGGUGUGGCCUCACACGUACGUCUCCCAGGGCCACUACUGCCUCUCCUCCUCCGACGCCUGGGAGCCCAUCAACAACGAUCCCUCCGGUGUGGCGUCUCCCCCUGCUGGCUCCUACGUUAUGGGGCCCGACGGGUACGACGGACAGGCGGCGGCUCACUUCCUGUCCCAGCAGCAGCAGCAGCAGCAGCAGCAGCAGCAGCAGCAGUUCAGCCUCCAACAGCAGACUCAACUACAACAGCUGCAGCAGAUCCAGCAGAUCCAACACUACCAGCAACAGCAGCUCCUGCAGUAUCAGCAACAGCAGUCUCUGGAGCACAGGCUGCACAGUGCCAACCACUCUUUGCAAGCGACGCCCAACAGCACCAUCCACAGUCUGGUCCAUCCCGUUCACCCUCCGCUGGUUGAUCUGUGGAAUACGGGCCAGAUGGAGGCCUAUCAGGCGGAAGCCGGCGGCUACAUGGGCGUGGCGGCGGUGGUGGAGCCGAGCUUGUGUGUUCCCUCCGGAGAGGAGAUGGUGGGAUCUGAACACUCCCCGUUACUGGAGCAGCAGGAGGAGGAGGUCAAGGAAGAAGAGGUGACACUGGGCGUGGAGCCCGAGUCGGCCACGUUGACCCCGCCCACGCAACAAGGGGAUGCCUCCGGUGGCAGUAGCCCGGGACAACCACCGGCAGAGCCAAUCACGGAGCGGAAGGCCUCCGAUGUCACCUCCGGCCUCAUUCAGACACUAGAGGAGAAGGAAGAGGAGGAGGAGGGGGCGCCGCCCGCCUCCAUGGCAACCAACUGAGGUCCUGGCUGUCAGGAGACUCCUCAUCACAAACUGAACGGGGGAGUCUGCGAGGAAAGAGAGUAAUAUUACAACAUAUAUCUAUUAAUCUGUUCCUUUUCAGGUAUCGAGAACACGACUUUUUUGGUUUCAAAUUGAAUUCUUCAAAAAAAAAGAUGAGAAACAGAUUUGGAAGUGGACUCAAAAAUGAGACGAGAGCUGAUGCAACUAAGGACACCUACUUCUUUGUAAGCCUUACAUCCCAAAGGUAAUUGAAGAGGAGAGUGAGG
Messenger RNA from Salarias fasciatus (jewelled blenny), 1783 nucleotides. RefSeq names its product family with sequence similarity 131 member Bb (gene fam131bb). The coding region runs from base 132 to 1514 and encodes 460 amino acids. The transcript is spliced from 9 exons. The record is from RefSeq and is a predicted model, not a curated record. Lineage: Eukaryota; Metazoa; Chordata; Actinopteri; Blenniiformes; Blenniidae.